Molecule: messenger RNA, 2100 nt
Organism: Penicillium angulare
Lineage: Eukaryota; Fungi; Ascomycota; Eurotiomycetes; Eurotiales; Aspergillaceae
Gene: dspD
Product: putative protein-tyrosine phosphatase
Exons: 1
Coding region: 1-2100 (699 amino acids)
Biological process (GO): protein dephosphorylation; negative regulation of MAPK cascade
Cellular component (GO): cytoplasm; cytosol; nucleus
Molecular function (GO): MAP kinase tyrosine/serine/threonine phosphatase activity; protein tyrosine/threonine phosphatase activity
Source: RefSeq, a predicted model, not a curated record
AUGCCGGUGCAAACCAGUCCUCCGUCCUUCCCGGACUCGUUCCCUUCGUUCAUGUCCGUAUAUGGUGGUCUACAACCCCGAUUCGAGGAAGAAACAUCCUGUCACUUGCACCCUUCGCCUCAUUUCCCGAUCAAUUCUUCUUCGAGACGUCUCCAUCCAACCCAUCGCGAAAGCGUCUCCUCAUCAGCAUCCGCCUCCACUGAAUCCUCUCCAACAACCACGAUCUCACCAUUCGACUCACCCUCCGGUGGGGAUAUCUCGCCCAGUUCAUCUCCAGAGUCUCCCUCGGCCAUGCCCCUGUCAUAUCCGAAAUUCACGCCUCCUGCCCGCGCCCUGGAAGUAGCUACGAGGCCAACAAUGUCCGACAGUUCACGGUUAUUGCCUACCCCGAAAACGGCGCGUCCGCCUUCUCCCGGGCGUCGCGCGCGCAAUUCAAAGAAUUUAUCCUUGCGAAUGCCCCCGCCAACAAACUCCAGACCUCCCAUCGCUACAGCGUCAUUAGUGGAGACAUCCUCGUCACAUCACCUUUCUGCCCCGCUAUCUCCAAUCCAGAUCCCCCAGAAGAGCAACCGACGUCGUCCCGCAGGCCUAACGAUCCAGACUCCUUCAUUCAAACAAUCUUUCUCUGGAUCGGAAAUUGUUCCGCCAACUCCAACUCUGACUCUGGGACGCCAAUCUCUACGACAUGCAGAAUCAUCACCUUCACUCGCCUCAUUUGCAUCGCCUGGAUUUGCUCCCCGAGGUGGUAUGUCGCUGCCUCCUCCACCAUCGCAUAACGGCCUCCGUCGCUUUUCCGAAGACGCUUCUUCUUCCCUCGCAUCAAUUGCCGAUGAGGGCACAACGUUUUCUACCCGCGUUCUCCCCGGCUUAGAGGAAGAGGAUGAUCACCUUGACUCUCGUGAAUCGACAAAAAAGAAGGAACGAGGUUAUCCUGAGGGACCUAUUCGAAUUCACGACGAAGGCGUAUAUCUAUAUCUGGAACCGACCGCAGAGGAGGCAUCGGAAUUCGAUACCGUGAUUAAUGUCGCCAAAGAAGUUCGUAACCCUUUCAACAAAGACCAAACCGAGAAAAACGACACUGUAAUGAGCACCUGGCGAAACGCCUCCAUGGCCUCUAAGCGAUUUUCCAUCGAAGACCCCCAAACCGCCAUGUCUGAAGUAUCUUUCAAAUCCGCCUUCGAAUUCCUACCCUCAGAGUCUGAAUCUGCGACCCCGACUACCCCCACUCCUAAAUCUGCCACGAUACCAGAGUAUCUCCACGUUGCGUGGGACCACAACUCUGAAAUCCUGGACGAUUUGCUACCACUCUGCGAGCUUAUCGACCAGCGUAUUUCCGAGGGUAAGAAGGUUCUUGUUCACUGCCAGCUCGGCGCCAGUCGAUCCGCAUCACUCGUUAUUGCGUAUGGUCUGUACAAGAACCGCCACCUGGACUUCAACUCCAUGUACGAAAUGGUCAAGGGACGAAGCCAGUGGGUUGGACCUAACAUGAGUCUGAUUUACCAGCUCACAGAUUUCCGAGGCCACUUGAUGCGUGGAUCACCGUCAAGACCUGCUCCUCGUGAAUGGUUUGUCCAAAGUGGUCGACGAUGCUCUGAACCACAAUUAACACGGGAAGAGCGAGCCACUCGAGACGAGACCCCCCGACCACCUUUUCGCGGCCUUUCACAAGCUCCUUCAAUGGGCUGUCUGUCCAUUCCGUCUUCGAGUCCCGCUCGUCCUAAAACCAGUGACAACGGGAAUAGAUCACCAAAACGCAGCCUCUCACCACGUCCUUUGCCAUUCAGACAAAAGUUCCAAUCUGUGGGACUUGCUUCGGGGCGUCCUCGGGGUAUUCCACGCAGCGUGAGUAGCUGUGAUCCACUCGUUCAAAGAAACGUAUUCGUCCGCGAUGCCCCAGAGAUCGGAGCUGGGUUAUUUUCCCCUCGAACAUCAACCUUUCUCUCUCCGCCACCUAUACCUCCACCAUCUCGCGGAAUCGCUCACGUAGCAGACGUCGCAAGCACGGUAAACCAUACCAAGGAAACAGCCGAUCCGAGAUCCCCUCCACCACCAGCUGGGGGCGAUCGCAUGAUCAUGAGGAACAUCGACGAGUUCCUGUAA